AUGUCGCUGGUCAACUUCACCUUGCCGUAUCAGUCGGCAACGCCCACGCCGUUCUUCUACGGUGGACAAAACGGAGGACAUUCGACGGUGAACAACCUUCGAUUGAACGCGGUACUUCCGCCUGCACCAGCUCCAAAUUUCAAUGACCGCGAGCCAUUUCAAAAUGAGCCGUACAUACCGCCGGCCGGUUACCAGCAGCAAAAACAACAUCAGCCAACCUUCAAUCGGCAAACGAGCUCGAACACGUACGUCGAGCAUUCGUCGUUCUCGUCGACGCAGGACACCAGAUACGCGAACUACAAUCAAGACUUCAGGAGGACCCAACCACGGCAGCAACAACAGAUGAGACCUCCAGCACCACAGCCCCAGCAACAACAACAACAACAACAACAACAACAACAACAACAACAACAACAACAACAACAGCAGCAGCAACAACAACGGGUUCAAAUUGAAAGGGAUCAAAGUAACAUCAGAACCUCGAGCAUACCUGAAGAGGAGAGUUAUCCCGAAAGACCAAAUGGGUACACGAGAGUUAGCGGUGAAGGUGGUCCGGGCACUAAGACUUCGAUCCACGCUAUCCUGGAUUACGACGACGAUUUCGAGGACUACUACGACGACGAGGAGCUGGACAUACCGAGAGAUGCUCACGUCACGCCCAUUCAAGGACCAAUUUUUUUGAAAAAUGGUUCGGUCCCCGUGGUGCCAUUAUACUCGUAUCCUCAGCUAAACAAUGGGACGUUCGUCCAGAUACCGAUCCUUUGGACCGCGCUUUCGGUUGCUUUGGGAGUCGAACUCAGGGGCGAUUUGGUGCGUGGAGUACCGUGUAUUAAGAAAUAUCAUCAGCUGUUUUGUCCAACCGCAGGGAACGCAUAUCCAAUCGAACGGAUAGAGCGUUUUAUUGACGAAAAUAAAGCGUUAAUGAAGAGGAUGUACGGCGACUUCGAAAUGAGCUCGGGAUACGGUUCACCGACGAAGGAGCCCGGCCAUCGGACACGUAGACGAAGAAAAAGCAGAGAAGCUAGAAAACACGAUAUCCCGGACGGUGGACCUAGUUUUCGGGAUAUGCUAGAGCCGGAUAUCGAGGCUAACGGUGACUCGUUCUUCGCGAACGUUAGACAGACCAGGAACACUAGGCAAUCCCCUGGAAAGAAUCGUAACAACGAGACUGGAAGAAUUGACGCAUGCGAAUCGAAAGUGGAAAUCGUGACUCCAUAUUGGGCCAGUAACAGUGCUGGUAAAAUUCGUGCGAUCGUAAAUACACAGCAUUUCGAACAGGCCAUUCACCAGGAAGUUUGCUCGAAAACACAAACGAACCGUUGCACAGGCGACUGCGGCUGCGAGCAGAAGUACAAAUGGCACAGAUUACUCGCCUACGACCCUGACAACGACUGCAAAGGAAUCUUCAUGGACUGGUUCCUCUUUCCUUCUUGCUGCGUUUGCAGAUGUGACCCCGUCGCUAACAAAUUUUCCACCUCGAACACACGAAAUUGA
This is a messenger RNA of Dufourea novaeangliae, 1494 nucleotides long. RefSeq lists its product as uncharacterized. The coding region runs from base 1 to 1494 and encodes 497 amino acids. Gene Ontology annotation, cellular component: extracellular region. Gene Ontology annotation, molecular function: growth factor activity; Toll binding. The record is from RefSeq and is a predicted model, not a curated record. Gene Ontology annotation, biological process: central nervous system formation; regulation of Toll signaling pathway; innate immune response. NCBI's taxonomy places the organism in Eukaryota, Metazoa, Arthropoda, Insecta, Hymenoptera, Halictidae. The transcript has 6 exons.